CUGGGUUGAAGGGGCCCUUUCCCUGGCCCUUCUUUGAGGUGCUGGGCCCUCAAGGGGGUCCCGUUCCAGUGCGGAAGGCUGGGAACUAGGAAGCGUUGCGGACAGACACCCGCCUUCCCGGACUCCCGGCGGGCCCCGCCCGGGCUGAAGGGGGCACCAUGGCCCGGAGCAGGGCGCUGCUGUUCCUGCUGCUGUUGCCGCCACAGCUGCACCUAGGACCUGUGCUUGCAGUGAGGGCCCCGCUGUUUAGCCGAAGUGGCGGCCACAGCCUGAGCCCUGAAGAGAAUGAAUUUGUGGAGGAGGAGCCGGUGCUGGUCCUGAGCCCUGAGGAGCCAGCGCCUGGCCCAGCCACAAUUGACUGCCCCCGAGACUGUGCCUGUUCCCAGGAGGGUGUCGUGGACUGUGGUGGCAUCGACCUGCGUGAGUUCCCAGGGGACCUGCCUGAGCACACCAACCACCUGUCUCUGCAGAACAACCAGCUGGAGAAGAUCUACCCCCAGGAACUCUCUCGGCUGCACCGGCUGGAGACGCUGAACCUCCAGAACAACCGCCUGACUUCCCGAGGUGAGAGGUCACCCAGAGCCCAGGAUCAGGGACACCAGGGCUCUGACCGACGCCUGUCCUUUGAAGGGCUCCCAGAGGAGGCGUUUGAGCAUCUGACCAACCUCAAUUACCUGUACCUGGCCAACAACAAGCUGACCUUGGCACCCCGAUUCCUGCCAAACGCUCUGAUCAGUGUGGACUUUGCUGCCAACUAUCUCACCAAGAUCUACGGGCUCACCUUUGGCCAGAAGCCAAACUUGAGGGGAGGGAAGCAUCUUCCAACAGGCAGAGCUGCCCUUCGCUGGAGCUGCCUUGGGAGGAGUGAGCGCCCCCGGCACAGGUCUGUGUACCUGCAUAACAACAAGCUGGCGGAUGCCGGGCUGCCGGACAACAUGUUCAACGGCUCCAGCAAUGUCGAGAUCCUCAUCCUGUCCAGCAACUUCCUGCGCCAUGUGCCCAAGCACCUGCCGCCUGCCCUGUACAAGCUGCACCUCAAGAACAACAAGCUGGAGAAGAUCCCCCCAGGGGCCUUCAGCGAGCUGAGCAACCUGCGCGAGCUGUACCUGCAGAACAACUACCUGACUGACCAGGGCCUGGACAACGAGACCUUCUGGAAGCUCUCCAGCCUGGAGUACCUGGAUCUGUCCAGCAACAACCUGACGCGGGUCCCAGCAGGGCUGCCACGCAGCCUGGUGCUGCUGCACCUGGAGAAGAACGUCAUCCAGCGCGUGGACGCCGACGUGCUCACGCCCAUCCGCAGCCUCGAGUACCUGCUGCUGCACAGCAACCAGCUGCGCGCGCACGGCAUCCACCCGCGGGCCUUCCAGGGCCUCAAGCGGCUGCACACGGUGCACCUGUACAACAACGCGCUGGAGCGCGUGCCCAGCGGCCUGCCCCGCCGCGUGCGCACCCUCAUGAUCCUGCACAACCAGAUCACCGGCAUCGGCCGCGACGACUUCGCCACCACCUACUUCCUGGAGGAGCUCAACCUCAGCUACAACCGCAUCACCAGCCAGCAGAUGCACCGCGACGCCUUCCGCAAGCUGCGCCUGCUGCGCUCGCUGGACCUGUCCGGCAACCGGCUCCACGCGCUGCAGCCCGGGCUGCCCCGCAACGUGCAUGUGCUGAAGGUCAAGCGCAAUGAGCUGGCUGCCCUGGCGCGCGGGGCGCUGGCGGGCAUGGCCCAGCUGCGUGAGCUCUACCUCACCGGCAACCGACUGCGCAGCCGGGCCCUCGGCCCCCGCGCCUGGGUGGACCUCGCUGGUCUGCAGUUGCUGGACAUUGCUGGGAACCAGCUUACAGAGAUCCCCGAGGGGCUCCCCGAGUCACUCGAGUACCUGUACCUGCAGAACAACAAGAUUAGCACCGUGCCUGCCAAUGCCUUUGACUCUACACCCAACCUCAAGGGCAUCUUUCUCAGGUUUAACAAGCUGGCCGUGGGCUCUGUGGUGGACAGCGCCUUCCGGAGGCUGAAGCACCUGCAGGUCUUGGACAUUGAAGGCAACUUUGAGUUUGGUGACGUUUCCAAGGACCGUGGCCGCUUGGAGGAGGAAGAGGAAGAAGACGAUGAGGAUGAAGAGGAAGAGGAAAGGAGAUAGUGGCAAGGUGACACAGAUCUGACCUAGGACAGUGGACCACCGGACUCCUUUCUGCAGCACACGCCUGUGCCCUGUGAACCCCCACCCUGCCACACUCACAUGGUCACACCCAGCGCUGCAGCCACAGGGCAUCCCACAUAGCACAGCCCGAGCACAGCCAGACACGUGCAGAUAGCACGCCACACUCGGCCACACACACAGCCAGUUCCACACUCCCCUCCAGACCGUCGCACUCUCCGCCCCCGCCCACGCCACUGCCAUGCCCUGGCACACACAGGCUCCUGCUACCUUCCCUGCUGGCACAUGUACUCGUGUGUCCAUGUGCACACACACACACACACAGAGUCAUGUGCAAACAGCCCUCCAGGGCCUGUGCCACCGACAGCUCUUGCCCCCAGCAGGAACUGGCCAGAGCAGCUCGCCGUCUGCCCGGUGCAUCUGUCCGUCCGUCCCCUGGAGAAGACAGGGUUAUCUCUGUGCCCUGGCCCGGUACCUGCCACCCUCUGGAACUCGCAAAAGCUGACUUCUGUUCCUUGACCUCCCUUUGGGGGCAGGAACCUUCAGGACUGCUGCCCCGGGCCUGCCCCCCUGUCCCCCUAGCUGCUGGGGCAGUCACUCUGCUGAGAGCCCCUCCCUGCCGUGCACUGGGAGGCCACAGGCGCUUUCCUGACGGGCGAGCCCCACCGAGGCUGGACCGGAGAGUCCCCGGGUGCUGCUGGGGCCUCGGGCAGGAGUGAGGCAGAGACAGUGGGGCUGGGCCGGGCCAGGCGGGAAGGGCCCAGCCACACCUAUGAGACACCGUCUUUAUUCUUUAGGCCCGUGAGAAGUUCUGGGUGCCUUUGGUUCUUUAUUUUUUUUUCAAGGAAAAAAAUGAUAAAAAUCUCAAAGCUGAUUUUUCUUGUUACAGAAAAACUAAUAUAAAAGCAUUAUCCCUGUCCCUGCA
Molecule: messenger RNA, 3084 nt
Organism: Lemur catta (Ring-tailed lemur)
Lineage: Eukaryota; Metazoa; Chordata; Mammalia; Primates; Lemuridae
Gene: PODN
Product: podocan
Exons: 12
Coding region: 159-2141 (660 amino acids)
Molecular function (GO): protein binding
Source: RefSeq, a predicted model, not a curated record